Molecule: messenger RNA, 1395 nt
Organism: Phytophthora nicotianae INRA-310
Lineage: Eukaryota; Oomycota; Peronosporomycetes; Peronosporales; Peronosporaceae
Exons: 1
Coding region: 57-1097 (346 amino acids)
Molecular function (GO): DNA-binding transcription factor activity
Source: RefSeq, a predicted model, not a curated record
UUCCCAAUCGAGCUCUCUCGUGCACAAGCGAAACAAUCCAUACACCAAGGUUGCCAAUGUUGCAACAUUCGGAAUCUCUAGCACCUCUCAAUCUGCAACUCGUUGCCAGCCUCGAGGACGUGUACAUGCAAAGUCCCGUCAUGAGCGAUGGCCACGCCGCACGGGCCCACGCGGCCAGGAAGAGCGCCUUCCUGUCCAUGUCUCCGGCCUGCAACUUCGAGGCCUUCAGUCUGCACUUCCACCUGCCACUCAAGGUAGCGGCCGAAAAGUUUGGAGUCCGGGCCACGGCCUUCAAGAAACGCUGUCGAGCCAUCGGUAUUCGACACUGGCCGUACCGCAAGGUACGCAGUCUCAAGCGAUCGCUUCAGGAGCUCAAUCGCUGCAAGGAACAGGCCCCGCUCAGUGACAAGCAACAGGCCCAGUACGCCACAUUUAAGCGCCAAUUGGACAAACUCAUGGCCCCGGAGACCUACGGGCUAGAUCCAUCGGGCCGUCUCGGGCCACAACACCAGCAGUUGUUGGCCUGCGAUGACGACGAUGAGGACGUCGAAUCUGAGAACGACAACGACUCACUGGCGUCCCAAAGUCCGCGAUUCGGCUCCGAGCUGAGCUUUUAUGACUGCACAGUCAGCCCGACCGACGGAGACGCCAAGACGUUGGGCGACGUCAUCCCGGCGGGGUCUACUCACCUUCGGAUCCGUAGAAGUCAGGUGAUGCACUUGCCACCGGCCCAUUUGUCAUUCUUUGACCGAGGCCUCAAGAGCGAGGAGUUCAACGAGGCCUACUACGCUCAACCGCAGUUUUACAGCCACUUCGACGUUUUUGCCAAGUCCAGUUCGGACAGAGCUGCCGAUCUCAUUAUGAAGGCUUCACCCACCGGCCACAAGAAGGCGUUCGUCGAGGAUUAUCCUCCCAGUGGCUUUGAUAGCGCAGAUCUUGAUUUCCUGCCUUCGGAAACCAAGUACGCUGACGUACGAUCUUUGAAUGACGUGGACGAGGAGUUCACAGCCCAUGCGAGCCAAGUGGACUACAGUAGUGAGAGGUUCUUUGACGACGUGUUCUUGCAAAUCUCGCCGGACUACGGCUGCUUGGUGUAACUUGGUUUUAUCAGCUUUGGAUCGAGGCUUUUGGAGCGUCAGUUAGCUAUCCUAUCACGCUGUCAAUUGAUCCAGAACCUUGCUUGAUCGCUCAUCGACCGCGACAAUCAUGGAAACUGCACUCGUUUUGCCGCGGAUAGCAUUUUAGGUAUCAAGAACCAGAAGAGUCUAGCAAAUGUCCAAUAUGUGGUGGCAAGCGUAACAGCCAAACAAAAUUUACGUGUAUUUCUACGAGACGCUUUAGUUGAACGGGAUGUGCUUCUCUUUUUUUUUUUUACUAAAUUAAAUGUUGCUUCCU